Messenger RNA from Salvia splendens (bonfire salvia), 1748 nucleotides. Its product is annotated as probable WRKY transcription factor 3. NCBI's taxonomy places the organism in Eukaryota, Viridiplantae, Streptophyta, Magnoliopsida, Lamiales, Lamiaceae. Gene Ontology annotation, molecular function: sequence-specific DNA binding; DNA-binding transcription factor activity. Bases 46 to 1386 code for a protein of 446 amino acids. The transcript is spliced from 4 exons. Gene Ontology annotation, biological process: regulation of DNA-templated transcription. The record is from RefSeq and is a predicted model, not a curated record.
AAACACCCAAAACAAAACUGGAAAGUCAAAGGGAGGCUAAAUCAAAUGGCUGAGAAUGAGCUUCCACCGUCGUCGUCUAAACCUCCGCCGUCGAUCACUCUCCCGCCGAGAACUUCCUUCGAUACUCUCUUCACCGCCGGCUCGGGCGCCAGCCCCGGACCGAUGAGCUUGGUAUCCAGCUUCUUCGCCGAGAACGACCCCGACAAUGACAGCCGCUCCUUCUCUCAGCUCCUCGCCGGCGCCUUACCGUCUCCGGCGGAAAGAAGCGGCGAGUUUAGGUUUCAGCAGAAUAGGCUGGCCGAUCUUGGCGUGACGCAUCUGCCAGGGGCGUUCCCUCUUCCGCCGGCGAGCUUGCUCAAUUCGACGGAUUUCAUUUCAUCGCAGGGCCAUUCUGGAUUGUCGCAUCAACUAGCCCAGAUUAGUGGUCAAGCUCAGAUGCAAUUUCAGUACCCAUCUGCUCCUAUGCUACCUCUUCCUUCCUUUCAGAAUAUGUCUCCGCCUUUACCCGAUACAAUGACUAUCUCAGAGUCAUCUGAUUUUUCUCAAUCUGCUAACUUGUCUGUUGAUAAGCCAACUGAUGAUGGGUUCAAUUGGCGGAAAUAUGGGCAGAAGCCAGUUAAGGGAAGUGAAUUCCCUAGAAGCUACUAUAAAUGCACUCAUCCAAGCUGUCCAGUAAAGAAGAAAGUAGAACGCUCUCACGAUGGUCAAAUAUCCGAAAUCAUAUACAAAGGUCAGCACAACCAUCCUCAACGCCCAAUAGACACUAGAACCGCAUAUGGAACGCAUAGAAACUCUGAAUUCAGUGCUCAAAGCCUGAGCAAGCCCAAUGAGGGGUCGAGACAACUUACUCCCGAACAAGUAUCUGGAUCAAGUGGCAGCGAGGAGGUGGUGGCUGUUGGAAUUAGAGUUGAUGAUGGACAUGAGGGUGACCCCGAAUCAAAAAGAAGGAUUGUUGAGGUCCAGAAUCCCGAGCAAACAAAUUCUUCCCAUCGCACUGAGCCUAGGAUCAUUAUUCAGACGACUAGUGAAGUUGACCUCUUAGAUGACGGUUAUAGGUGGCGAAAAUAUGGGCAGAAGGUUGUUAAAGGAAACCCUCACCCAAGAAGCUACUACAAGUGCACGACUGCUGACUGCAAUGUCCGUAAGCAUGUAGAAAGGGCUGCAAGUGACCCGAAAGAUGUAAUAACUACGUACGAAGGGAAGCAUAACCACAGUGUACCAGCUGCUAAGAACAGCAGCCACAGCAAUGCCAAUGCUGCUGCUACACAGUUCAGACCUCACAACCCCGUAGCCAACAGACCAGUUGCUAGUAGAGGAGUCGAAUAUGGAAAUGAGCAACAAUCUAUCAUCACCCUUCUACGGUUCAAGGAAGAAGAGAUAACUUAGCUCUCUCCAGAAGCAGUUUAAGCUGCGGACGAAAUGCAUACCACGAAGGUCUAUGACUAUGAGACAUGGUUUUGAUGAAACACAAUGUGCUAUAUGCUUGAGCCAUUCAUAUUGACGCAUUCACAAAGGUACAAUAAAAACCCCACAUUAUACAAAAGAUAUACGAAAUUGUGAGCUUUGAAUACGAGUGUUUGUACAUUUUGAUCGACAGGCAAGAGUGAUUGUAAUGGAAUUGAUACAUGCAUUCUUUUUGUAAAUUAUUUAUACUGUAUUUACGCAUUGUGAAACUUUGUGUGAGCAGUAGGGAAAGGAUUAUUGAACCUUGCCAUCUCAAAAAUAUGAAUUCCUUUUUUGGUGCAAAA